This is a messenger RNA of Colletotrichum scovillei, 1225 nucleotides long. Its product is annotated as hydroxyisourate hydrolase. Gene Ontology annotation, biological process: purine nucleobase metabolic process. The record is from RefSeq and is a predicted model, not a curated record. NCBI's taxonomy places the organism in Eukaryota, Fungi, Ascomycota, Sordariomycetes, Glomerellales, Glomerellaceae. The coding region runs from base 322 to 882 and encodes 186 amino acids. The transcript has a single exon.
CCCUUUUGUAAACUCCCUCUACUAAUUUUGCUUGAAAAAUCGGAUUUUAGACCAGUAGUUGUAAGCCCGGUACUUCUUCACCUAGGACUCAGGUCCUACAAAGCGCCCCACUUCAACCAGGCAGGAGAGCCAAGCAUUUCCGCCUUACACGCAGGCAGGCAGGGCGACUUUACCCCGCCAUCCAGCGUGAGCCUCACCUCACUUCACCUCUCACCUCACUCAACCUAUCACCACCACCACCACCAUCACCACCACCACCUCACACUCAUACUCACUCACCCAACUCAGCCCAACCUCCACCACAACCAUCUCUAACUUCCCAUGCCCCUACGAAGCAAACUAAACCUCGACCCUCACACCACCACAACGACAUCCACAACCUCAACCUCAACCUCAACCGCCAAAAUGGCCACCCAGACAAAAGACCGCAUAACCUGCCACGUCCUAGACACAUCAGCCGGAAAACCAGCCCGCAACGUCCGCGUCCAACUCUCCACCACCAUCCCCUCCCCCGCCAACACCGUCACCUCCGGCUCGGCAUCCCCCGGCGCCCCAUCCGGCGGCAUCCUCAAAGAAUUCGAAUCCACCACAGACGAAGACGGCCGCGUCAAAUCCUGGCUCCCCUUCUCCUCCGCCACCUCGUCCGGCGAAGUCCCCGUCUACACCCUCGACGACGUCCUCGGCGAGAUCGAGGCCGCCUCCGCUUCCACCGCGACAUCCUCCCGCUGGACGCUCAAGUUCGACACGGCGUCCUACUUUGGCGGCGAGGACGAGACCUUCUUCCCUGAGGCCGUGGUGGUGUUCACGGUGAAGAGGGGUCAGCAUUAUCACGUUCCGUUGCUGUUGAGCCCGUAUAGCUAUACCACCUACCGGGGCAGCUAAAGCUUCUUGUCCGGAUGUCAAGGGGAUGACUUCGGGUUUGCAGAGGGGGAUGAGAUGAGGUGGGGCUGGUCUAGUAUGAAGACUGUGAGUAAGAUGAGUUCCAUGUGGGUAGAGAGCCGAGAAGAGGGAUUCGUAUGAUGGGCUAGUCAUUGGUACGAGGGUCUGGCUUGCGGGUUCAUGAGCUCGCUAGAUUUUGCUUCGGAAAUACCUCAAUGACUAAGGGUAGCCUCACAUGUCAAGAAAAAUCAAUGUCACCUUUGGCGGGUGGGGGCUCGAUAAUCACAUCGAAGGGCAGAAGAAAGGGCCAAGUGAAUAGUGCAAGAGACUUGCAACUAAACGAUAG